AUUUUAAUACAAGGAAUGAUUGGAAUAUCGACGACCUCUAUGUCUAUAUUGGAGUCAUGUCUUCCUCUUUGGUUAAUUGAAAACAUGAAACCAACGCCGAAGAAGUGGCAGUUGGGUACUGUAUUCGUACCGGACAGCAUUGCGGUGUCAUCGUUAGCAGUGGUUGGCAUCAGUUGUGUGGCUAUACCUCUGGCAUCAAAUAUAUUAACCACUGAAAUGAACAUGUCA
Molecule: messenger RNA, 228 nt
Organism: Medioppia subpectinata
Lineage: Eukaryota; Metazoa; Arthropoda; Arachnida; Sarcoptiformes; Oppiidae
Source: the annotation of a GenBank genome assembly